Messenger RNA from Mercenaria mercenaria, 4444 nucleotides. RefSeq lists its product as uncharacterized. Lineage: Eukaryota; Metazoa; Mollusca; Bivalvia; Venerida; Veneridae. The transcript is spliced from 5 exons. The coding region runs from base 419 to 817 and encodes 132 amino acids. The record is from RefSeq and is a predicted model, not a curated record.
UGCCAUUUUAAAAUAUUUCAAUGUGAUGCGUGUAUUAAAAUUCAUGGUGUUAAAUGUAAAAGAGGUUAUUAUCAAACAUAAUUUGUGCUUUUCAAUCUCCAAAGUUCCAAAGGCAGGAGACUGCCCUUAUUAGUCAGAAUAUACCACUUUCUGUUCGAUUUUAAUAGCAAUUUAUAUAAAAUUUCGAAGACGUGGUUGUGCUUUUGGAAUUACAUGUAACGAGAGUAAGAAAAAAGAUUCAAAUUGGAAUUAACUUUCAAUUUAAUUUGAAGUAUACACAAUGAUGGAAUAAUAACGACUGCUGCACAACACUAGCUAUAGUGCUCCAUGAAGUUGGAAAGAUGUCAUUUUUCUAGACUAUGUAAACAGACCGCCGGCAAGUGAGAACCGGCGUAAAACCCAACCCAAUGGUUAUCAGAUGGAAAUAUUUCAGCUGAUACCAAUCCGAAGAUGUGCAGAUGAUUUUUUGAAAGAAAAAACCCAGUCUGUUCCUCUCCUGAACGGAGAACUUCGACAACCAAAUGAAUUCUGCACCAAGAACCGACUGGAGGAAGAAAGUAACUAUCUGGAAAACAUCAGUAAGUUACAAGAUGAAGACAAGCAUGGAUGUAGCAGGUCAGAUGAGAGUAGUGCUACCACCACUGGAGUUUACUUUGGUAUAUUUUUUUAUGUUAUUAGCAUAGCCUUUGCUUCGGUGGUGAUGUCAAAACUAGGAAUUACUGUGGUAUUUUGUUAUGAUGCUAUUAGUAAAGUCUCUAGAACAGUACAGAGGAGCAUGGUGAUAUUAUCACUGGGGAUUACUGUAUUAUAUAAGUAGAUAUAGCGAAGGAGUAUAAAUUAAGAUGAUAUUAAAUCGAGCAUGCACAUAGAUAUGAUAAGGAAAUAUAGGUAUUGGUGAAUUUCAGAGUGGAUGCAAUUUUCAAGACAAAUUGAAAUUUUUCAUAUAUCGAGGGAAUGUUAUUAUUUGUGUGUUCAUUUCAUUCUAAUUAAUAUUUACUCAAACAGAAUUUGAUUUUCAUUACUAUAUUGAAUAUGAUUUUAUAAAAGGACGAGAUAUAAUUAGUGGUGAGUAUGGUAUGCAAUAGGAUUUAUUUCUUAAUAAUUUGGAAAAAAACUAAGACAUUUAUUUGUUUGUUUGUUUUGGGUUUAAUGCCGUUUUUCAACAGUAUUUCAGUCAUGUAACGGCGGGAGAACUAAGACAUAGUGAAGGAAUUUAUUAAUUUGUGAGAUUCAAAUCGGGUUUAAUUUGCACUAUUUAAAUAUAUGUAUAUAUAGAAUGGUAUAUAAUUUGUGAUAAGCACGUUGCAUUCAAAUUAUAUUACUAAUAUUCAAAUCGGAUUAAAAUUCAAUACAAUUUGGAACAUACAUAGAUACAGUACAGAAAUAUUAUUGGUGAGUACGUUUUAUCCAAAUUAUUUAACAUUAUAUACCAUUUAUGUAUCACUAUCAAUACAUUGCAUAGACUUUAAUGUAAAAUGGCAAAGCGAAAGGCGUCUUUACCCUUUUAAUAAAAGGCCCUUGGAAAUACUGCACAGUUUUUGAACAUGUGCUUUUUUGCAGUGUAAAAUUUUAUAUGCAUGAUAAUCUAGAACACGAUAUGUAUAUCAUUAAGUAGAUAGGAACAAGGGAUGUAUAAACAUAGUCACGUCUGCAUAUAAAAAUCUACUUUAAAGACACUUUUACUUAAAGAGUUAUUACUCUGCAAAAUAUUUACACAAAUAAAACCAAAUGUGAAAUUGCUUAGAAAUAUACAUUGAGGAAAAAACGUUGAACUUAUUUAUCGCUCGUAUAUGAUAACUGUUCAGUUGGUGAUAACUGAAAUUGUAAACAGAUAUCAAACGGGAAAUAGGGUAACUUGGAUAUAAAAAUAAAUACAUAUAAUUACACAAAACAUGUAUGUCUUGCAAUGUUAGUAUAUAACUCUUGAUAAAACCUUAAUUUUAUUAUAAAUCGAUUAUUACCCAAUAUAAAAGUUAAUUAUGUCAUACCCAGUACAAAAAUUGUUUCCGUACAUUAAAUUAAAACUUUUGUUAUAAGUAAGAACAUAAGUAAUAAGUUACGAAACGAUCUUUCGUAAAGUUUAGUAGCGCGGAUGAUAGAAUUCCUUUCCACCACCGUCCACGAACAGGCUCAGUCAAAGCGAGCCUGCAACAUUUUUAUGUUCGUCACUUUUGGUAACAUGUAAAGCUUCCCCUUUUCUAUUUCAGUAUUUUAGCAAUACAAUCUUUCCUAAUUAUUAAACAAAAAUUGCAACGUGUUACAGUAUUUGUAACAUAAUUCAUCUAUAAAUGCAUCCUAUUUUUCCAAAUGACUAAAAUCAUUUAAAAAAUAGGUAUUCUAAUAAAUGUCAAUUUUACAUAAUUAGUACUAUCAAUCUAUAGCAGUUAACCUGAUACUGUCAAUAGUACAUAUACUAUAAUCAUAAUAAUAAAUCAAUAAAUAAAACCUGAACUCUAAAAAAUGAAAAUUGGGUACUGACUGCAUAGUUAAAUAAUAUUCACACAUUUUCGUUGAAGCGAAAUAAAAACACAGGAAUAUUACUUUUUAUAUCAUUACAUUUAUUGUUUAAAACAGCGAGCAGACCAUUAUACGAAUCCUUCACGAAAUUCAAAAUGGUUCCAUAUCCUUAUCUUGUCACAUUUUGCUGUUUUUGCUAGGCGAGAUGCAGACACAGAAAUUGUCAAAUUUAUCUUAAUAUUUUGUUUUAUUUUACUGCAUGGCAUUUAAAACCAUAUGCUUUGAAAAGUUAUGCCCGUACUACAUGUUUAAAAACUCGAUACUUGAUAACAUUAAUAUGCCGCCAUGUAAAAUUAUUCAAGAAAUUAUAUAUAAGGAACAGAAAAAACAGAGAAUAAUAGUUGCACGUGUUCAGCUCACAUGGAAGUUACAUAUAUCUUAAAUGUAACUGACAUUGUUGCUUGUGAAUAUCAUUGUCCUGUUCCAUAUAACGCGGGCUGCAAAAUUGAUCAAAACUCCUUGUAAUUAUAUUACGGAGCUUAAAAAAAACAGUACCUCAAGUAACAUUGUUCUCUCUUUCACUGUUAAUUUUCAAAUUAAAUGAAAACGUCCGUUUUCGUCUAGAUGGCAUCAGAAAAAGUUUACUAACAUUUGUUACUUAUUUACGGCAUCAGAAACAGUUUACUAAUGUUACUUAUUUAUGGUAAGCAUUUUUGAAUAUAAUAUUUUCUUUUUGCAAAUUUUGAUAUAUUAAAUUAACGUUAAAAGAAACAAUCGAAGCAAACAGUAUCGCUAAAAGUUUACAUUUUUUUGUGCAGCAUGUUUGACAUUUGUACUUAAACCCCGGCUGAAAGAGAAUACAUGUUUGCAUCUUACAGCGAAAGGAACAACCACUCUUAAAUAUUGCCAAUACGUUUAGGGACAAAAAGAAUUGUAUAAAAGAAACAAUAUAAAUCAUGCCAACGAAUCACUUACUUGCAUUUAUGAAUCGUUAGAUGCUUUAAUCGAAACACGUACUGUAGAAUAUUUUAUCUAACAUACCUUGUCUUCUGGACCGUAACGUUAGUGUGUUAAGGAAUCAUUACAUUGGGAUUACAAUUGGAGUUUGAUGCAUCACUAAAGGUUCCUCGGGCCGUACUUCAUUGCACUUCUUCAUGUAAUUAUGUAUUUCUUUUUUCAGGUUGUGAAAUUAUUUGUAAUAGAACGGAACCUUUGGAAGUUAUAAAGCAACUGAUGUGUUUCUCAAAUGGCUAAAAGUGUACACCAAUCCUUUCACCCGGCAAUUAUUUGCUAAGGGUCAGAAUUGAAAAUAUCGCUAGGAAGUGGUUGGGGUUAUGAUAUAUUACAUGAUUAGACUAUACCCUCAAACAGGAAUAAAUUUUCAAUACAGUUAGGAAUAUACAUAUAGAGACGGAGUGUAAUCAUUUGUUACAAGUUUUGAUUAUAAUAAUAUGUUUCAAAUUUGAUUUAACUUUUCAACGAAGUUUGAAAUAUACAUAGAUCUAGUGAAGGAAUAUCGGUAUUUGUGAGUAGGUUUUAUAAUAAUAUUUUCUGUGAUAUCAAAUUGGAUUUAAUUUUCAACACAAUUUGGAAUAUACAACUAUAAAGUAAAGGAAUAUAGUUAAUGGUGAUUUGGUUUUUUGUGAUCAUUUAAAUUCAAAGCGGUUUGAAUUUUCAAUAAAAUUGGAAUAUAAACAUACACAGCAAAGAAAUAUAAUUAUUUGUGAUAUUGUAAUUCGAUUUAAUUGUCAGUACAAUUCAGAAUAUUAUAUUUUUACUGACGAUGUCAAUAUUUAGUACAAGUUGGAUUGUGAAUAGCUAUAAGAAAGGAAUAUAAGUAUCGGUGAGUAAGUUUUAUUCUGAUUAUUGAUUUAAUAUAUAUAAUAAUGUAUAAUUCUCAAAACUUUAGGAAUAAAAAUUGAUAAUAUCAAGGAAUACAUUUAUCAAUGACCCUUAGUGCUGAUCAUUAUAUAAAUUAUAUCACAAA